AUUGCUCUCUCGCUACCUCCCCCCUUAUCAUGCUUCCUGCUAGAAAACCAAGUACCAGUAAGCUUCAAGCUCUUAUCCUUCUCUGCCUCGACGAAACGGCUCUACUCGUCAAGACCCAUCAAAAGUGCCUCUCUCGAGCCGAGGCCGACGUCGCCGAUCUGCUUAAAACAGGGCAAACACAACGAGCUCUCUUAUGGGUUGAACGUGCAAUCAAGGAGCAAAACUUGCUCGACGUGCUAUUCAUGGUGGAGCGAAUCCUACGAAUCUUGCAUGAACGAGCACAACAAAUCCAAACCAACAAGCAGUGUCCUAACGAGCUCCGAGAAGCAGUUGCGAGCUUGAUCUACGCUGCGCCGCGGUGCGGUGAGUGUCCAAUGCUACUUAGAAUCAGCAAGCUUUUGCGCGACAAGUUCAUGAAGCAUUCAUGCACCAUCUCACCAGAGGCUAACCAAGAGAUGAUGCAGCUUUUAUCCACCAAACAGCCCAGAUUAGAGAGUCGUCUUGCGAAAAUGGAAACAAUAGCUCGAUUACAAGGAAUUAUGCUAAAUAUGAACAAAAUUUCCUUUUCUGAGUUUUGAUUAAACUCUUUCGUGUCUUAAUCAAUUCAUAUCUUAAUUAGUUUCACAUUUAAUGUUAAGUUGAUUUCCAUUCUGCAAU
Molecule: messenger RNA, 657 nt
Organism: Ananas comosus (pineapple)
Lineage: Eukaryota; Viridiplantae; Streptophyta; Magnoliopsida; Poales; Bromeliaceae
Exons: 4
Coding region: 30-578 (182 amino acids)
Biological process (GO): protein transport
Source: RefSeq, a predicted model, not a curated record